UCAGUGUCCGGCCCAGCCGUUGCCAUGGCAGCUCUGCGCACAGAGGUGGCUUUCACCUCUAGCGUGCCGCCCCUGGGAACCAAUUGGUAGACCUCUGAGGCGUUGCCAUGGCCACACUGUCUGUUAGGACCGCAAAUGCGCAAAUGCGCAGAGCCAAGCUGGCUGGCUACACUAAGCUGCCUCUCUGCCUGGGGCUCCGGAGCCGGAGCUUCCUGGCACUAUGCUCCAGAUGAUACUCUAAGAUCUAGUAUUAUUAACACCCAUCAUGAACAGAAAGAAGCUCCAGAAGUUGACGGACACCUUAACUAAAAGUAGCAAGCACUUUGAUAAAUUUGAAGUGAAAUGUCUUAUAACACUUUUCUAUAAUUUGGUGGGAGACAUAUCAGAGAAGCCAGGAGUGGUCACUGGAUUAGAUCGUAAUGUAUUUCGGAACAUCUUGCAUGUGACAUUUGGAAUGACAGAUGACAUGAUUAUGGACAGAGUAUUUCGAGGCUUCGAUAAAGACAAUGAUGGCUGUAUAAGUGUGUCAGAGUGGAUUCAUGGGUUAUCACUGUUUCUUCGAGGGACUUUAGACGAAAAAAUGAAAUAUUGCUUUGAAGUAUUUGAUCUGAAUGGUGAUGGCUUCAUUUCAAAGGAAGAGAUGUUCCACAUGCUGAAGAACAGCCUUCUCAAGCAGCCUUCUGAGGAGGACCCUGAUGAAGGGAUUAAAGAUUUGGUUGAAAUUACACUUAAGAAAAUGGACCAUGACCAUGAUGGGAAGCUGUCUUUUGCAGACUACGAGAAGGCUGUGCGAGAAGAGACUCUCCUGUUGGAAGCCUUUGGGCCAUGCCUGCCUGAUCCAAAGAGCCAGAUGGAAUUUGAAGCCCAAGUAUUCAAAGAUCCACAUGAAUUUAAUGAUAUGUGAAUUCCUAAAUGUAUUGUUGUGAGUAAGUACAAAAGGAGCCACAUUAAGUUCGUCUGUUCUUCUCAGAUCAGAAGAUGCCGUGGUGAGAUUCAGUUUACUUGUACGUAUUUUAGUUCAGGACAUCCUUAAAGAUGGUGGGUUUGGCAAUUGUUAAAGAGAUUUCACCACAUGGACUCUGUUAAGACACACACCUGUCAUAAAUCUCCAGAUUAAUCAAAGCAAUUAACAAAUUAUAUAGUCAACACUUAUGGAUACAAUCUAUAUGUCAGAAAGAGUUUAAUUGUAUAUCAAAAUAUUGUUGAAACUACAGUUUCCUUCAUAGCAAUAUGAUGAAAUAGUACCAAAAAAAUAUUUAAGAACAUGCCAGGUACUGGGGACUACACAGCAAGAUGAAGGAUACUUGGAGAGCAUUUAAUAUGCUUUCUUCUGUUAUGUGCAGCUUUGCUUCAACAGCUCAUAAGCAUUGGAGGGCAAAGAUUUGUCAUGCACACUUUCAUAGCCACCAUAUCAGUUAGCCUUCGGCAUAUAAUUGGCCCUCAAUAAAUAUUUCAGAUUGGACUUAAAGACAGAAAACUGCCACAUAAUUACCCUUUAUCCAUGAGCACAUAGAAGUCGUCUCCAUUUCUUGAGUCCAGCUUUUAGUUAAUCUCUGGAGGCAUGUCUGACCUGUGUAUUGCAGUCAGAUACCAAGGCUGACUUUGCUCUGGCUUCCAGUGUUAUGUUUCUCUCACUUUGCUAUCAUGCAUUCAUCAUCCCCAUAUGUAAUAUAAUGUCAUGGCUCCACAUUGUCUGAUGUCCAGUAUACAACCUAUUAUCAGGGAUCAUGUCACACUGUAUAAUAACGGUGCUGGCCAGUUAUGUCAGCCCAAAGACUCCACCUAGUGCUGUGGGCAUCGUGUGGCAAUGAAAGGGUACCUUCCCCCACUUGAGGUCUCUGUGAACUCUCUUUUACAUCUUUGUACUCACAGGAGAGCAAUUGAGAGGGUUAACUUGUGGUACCUUCACCUGAUGUAUACAAGCUCUAGAGAAUACAUGAAAAAGCAAACCCACUUCCUUGUUACAUAUGCAUUAUUAAGUUUAUGCAAAGUUUACAUUGUAUACAACAAUUGGCUUCUACUAAUACCUGGAAUAGCAAUUCUAUAAAAUAAACUGACUUAUAUAAGGCA
This is a messenger RNA of Mastomys coucha (southern multimammate mouse), 2070 nucleotides long. RefSeq names its product EF-hand calcium binding domain 1 (gene Clxn). The record is from RefSeq and is a predicted model, not a curated record. Bases 266 to 904 code for a protein of 212 amino acids. NCBI's taxonomy places the organism in Eukaryota, Metazoa, Chordata, Mammalia, Rodentia, Muridae. The transcript is spliced from 6 exons. Gene Ontology annotation, molecular function: calcium ion binding.